AUGAGCAAGAGAAGACUUAGUCUGGAGCCUGGAAAGCGAGUUUUCCUACUGUCUUGCAUUGAUAAGGAUCCAAGAAAGAAUCUGUGCUCAAUGAUCAAACAGUUGAAUGGGACUGUUUUGGUUUCUCAGGAUUUCAGGUGUGACUGUACUCACGUCAUCAUUGGCAAGUUAUCGAGGGGAGAGAAGUUUCUUGGAGCUCUGGCCAGUGGCAAGUGGGUGGUUCAUCCAGACUACAUUUGCGACUCACAUAGGGCAGGAGAUUUCUUGGAUGAAGAGCAAUACGAAUGGUGUGGUGACAGGAUUCUGGGCAAAUAUGAGGUGAACGAGGAGAUGGCGUUUGCUAGCAGGAGGUGGAGGUUUAUGUUGGGUGCAGCCUUCUCGGGUUGGAAGGUCGCUGUUGUGGCAGGGCAUGAACGGGCAACCAUUAUGAAAAGGCUUCUCCAUGCUGGAGGUGCAGAACUGUUCAACAUUCCUCUGCCUCUGAAGAAGCCAGAAAAGAUUGCCGACAUGGUUACAUACGUGUUUGUAAGCGAGGCGCACAAAGGUGCUGUGGCCCCAUUGGUCGACUACGGCGUCCUGUGCCUGAAGCCAGAGUAUAUCAGCGAUUAUCUAAUAAAGGACCCUGUGCCAGAUGUUAUGGAGUAUGUGGUGACAGUGGACAACACCAACACUGCUGUCCAGGAGCAUACCCCUAACCAAUCUGAAGAUGAUAUCAUUGAGCAAUAUUAUAUAUUGGCAACACAGGUAGAAGAUUUUGAGGUAUCACAUCACCUAUCGGGGUCUCUGCAAGAUGUUAAAAGGGAACUAGCAAAUGAAGGAGAACUGAGUUAUUCUGAUCGCCAAAUAUCAGUAGCAUCGAGAGACUCGUUUUACAAAGCACAAACUACAGCUGUUGAUGGUCCUGAAGAAUCUCUGAAUGUCACUGAAAACAAAUCUAAAAAUCUACUAGAAAAAGAAAGAUCUCCACUCCGUCAGAGUUCAGAAACAGUUGAAGAAAAAGUUGAAUGUGAAGACCAUGCUGGAGGUAACGUUUGUAACAUAUUUGAAAUCUCAAAACAACUUACAGAAUGUUCUGAUAAUGAAUAUCCUAACCGUGUUAUAAAAGAGAAUUUUAAACUAGAGUCAGUCAAGAAACAAGACAUUGAACAAGAAAAACAGGACAAUAAAGGAGAGAGGCUCGAACAGUACCCAUUCUUGCUGAAAUGUCGGUCGAUUGUAAUUAGUGAAAACUAUUCACUGCCCUGUUCUGACAGUUUACAGAGUGAGUUUGGUCUGCCUGAUGGAAAGUCCAUUAGCAGUGAUGACACAUUGUUAGAACAACCACAGCAGUCAAAUAACAUGACCCAUAGACAAUUAAGGAAGAGACACUUUGUGUCUACUGUUACAGAUUCUGACAGACCAGAUUUUACCCCUCGUAGGAAAUCCAUGGGAUCAUAUGAAAAACUAUCUAAACACACACAGCAGGGCAACCAAUCAAGAGAAUUCCACAACCUCUGGUCAGACAUUAUACUGAUGAUCAUUGAAGACGAGUUCUACCACUGUUCACUGACAGAGCUGAGUAACGCCCUGUCCUACCAGGACUACCCCCAGGCGGAGAUACUGUUGCAAGUCAUGGAUGUUGUGCUGUUUAAAACGGACUCAGAGCUCGAAUCUAACCUGGCCCUCAGUGUGUUAGACAACGUGUUGACUCUCCACCCACCUGUCACAGUGGCAAUGCAGAGACUGUAUCUGGAGGCCCUGGUUGACCAAGAGUCCAAGAAAUCCAACCUGCCUGUUAGCUAUGAGUGGGCCUUUAUUAGAGAUGUUAUCAGUGGAAGCCUCUUAGGAGACGAAUUGUUUCGGAGGAAGAAUGUCGGACUGCUGCGAUUCCUCACCAAACUGCUGAAGACUAACGUCGACCAUUUCACACCAUCCAGUCUCAAUGACCAACCACCAAAGCACAUGCUGUUUAAAAUAUUUUGGCCAACGUCGUUCGUGACUUUCAAUUCGCUAUGUCGGGAACUGUUUGACUUUGUUCAGGAAAUCUUGGAAGUUCUGGGCACCUGUCACACUGCAUCAGAGAGGAUCUGCCUGCGUCAAGUCCUUCAGGAAGUCUUGUUGCUGGUAGCUAUGGUAACAGAGACAUGCCGUCGUGACGAGAAAGUGACGGGCCUCAAGGCAAUGUCGGCUGAGCGCACUAGGGAGUUCAUCAUUCAACUAGAAAACAGAACACGUGGGAGAUGCAAUACUGAUACAUUUCUGUUUGUGAGCUCACGAUUACUGUUUCCAUGGUUACAAGUGUGCUUCUGUAAACAAGUCCUGGACAGUCACACUUUGUACAACGACUAUCUGGUGGCAGACAGACCGGAGAAGAAAUUUGACCUUUCAGUAAUUGUGACCCAUUACAUUUAUCUCCUACCCAACAUGAUACAGGAUGUAGGCAAUGCAGUACAACCCAAGGCAAGCACAAGUCAGUCAAGCAGUAUUGCUGACAAGAUUCCCAACAAGCGGCAAAUGGCAAAAAAUAGCAAAGGAGAAAGUAAAUUAAUGAGGGCCUGCAUACGAAAUGACAUAGAGAAAGUAAGGGAGCUCCUUGCAACACCAGGUGUUGACGUAAAUGCCACUGACCAUGCAGGCUGGACAGCACUUCAUGAGGCAGCUUUCCAUGGACAUGUAGAUUGCAUCAGGGAGCUACUGAAGUAUGUUCCAGUGAAAUCAGCGGCCACUGGAGGGCAUGGAACCAAUGCGUUACAAAAGGUCGACCUGUUAGCGGUAAAUGAUGAAGGCAUCACUCCGCUACACGAUGCGGCGAGAAAGAACAAGGUGGAGGCUUGCCGUCUGCUACUGCAACACGGAGGAACCAAGCUGCUCAGGGCACUGAACAUCUGGAAGCAGACGCCUUUACAGAUUGCUCAAAGUAACCAGUCUUACGAAGUUGUAUCGCUGUUGGAGACGUAUCAGGGAGAUGAGACUAACAGAGUUUCUAUCAGGCCAGAAAAAUCAGCAGAAGCAAUUUACAAAGGAACAGAUCCCUUUGAAACGAGAUACGAGGAGGCAUUAUGCGUGGACGGACGGAGAAUUUAUGCUGACAAGUGCAGCACUUUAUUAUACAUUCAAGUUGUGACAGAGCUCAUUGUUGCCAAGAUUUGUUUGACAAACGAACUGAGCAGGACUAAUAGGACAGUAAAUCAGUGCAAACAGUGUCAACAAAGACGUGAAUCUCUUAGUGAAAUCUCUAAUGGUAACAAAUUGACAGACGUUGACAAAAACAAAAAUCAUGUAAUGCAGGAUACUGUCCCACCUCAGACAGACCAACAGAGAUGUGAGACUUCAUAUGUGAGUGAUGUGAGAAACCUUUCUAGUGAAGACAGUAUUUUGCUUGAGAACGGGACUUCUACAAGUGGUUCACAAAUGCAGGAAACAUGUGACAUGGAUCACUUUGAUGUGACGCACUUGGACAUGUAUGUUGAGCGAUUUCGGAGGCAUCUGUUGAGAAUUUCCCAGCCUGAAGAUACCAGGCUGAUAGAGGAGAGUUUGUUUGAACUUAAAAUGUUCAGUGAGAGUUUGAGAUAGCUCAGUCAACAUGAUAUUGUAGCAAGCUCAGUGAACAUGAUAUUGAAGCGUUUAGAUUGUAUAAAUAAAAAAUCUGUGUAUAUGUGCUGGAAGGAGUAAGUUUAUCAAAAACUAGUCACCUGUCAAAAAGGAUAAAACAUGGAGGUGUCAUGUAGCAGUCUCACUGCCCGUCUAUGCGUCUGUCCUGCUGUGCUGAUGUCAGUCCAAAACUUCCUUUCACAGCCAUUACUUUGCCAGACAUUGAUGGAUUUGAAAAAUGAUUCGGCAUUUUAUGUUAGUCUUCAUAAGACAACAUGUUGCAUGUAACACACAUCUACCGACCUUAAAGGUCAUGAUCAAACAUAAAAAUCGAAGGUCACAUUUGGCCAUUAGAAAGCUUGAAAACUCACGUAUUAGCUAUAACUUUAACUUAUAUGAAUGAAUUUAUAAAUAACAUGGCAUAAAUGUAAAUCAUUGUAAGGAAAUGUGUUGUGUGUAAAACAUGUCAUCCUACCUUCUAGGUCAAAAUCACACUUCAUAUCUAAAUAGAAAUUUGCGAAUCUGAAACAACUUUUUUAUAUUUGGUCUAUUUACCAAAACGUGAAAAGGCCCCUUUAAGCUGUUUAAGCCAAUAUUUUCAUGCUCAAAUAUUAAGUAAUGACAAAUUGACUCCAAAAUUUAUUUUAGUUGAAUAUCAUAAUUAAAUGUUCAUGAUACAGAAUAUAAAAUGCGUACCUUUGUACUCAGCAGUCAAAUUUAUUCCUUAGAUUAACUUCUGUGUAAAAAAAUCAAAAUUGGAAACAAUUUAAAAAUAAAAUGCACAAACUAUCAUUUAUCAAAAUAAUAUCCGGCAAGUGACGUUAAACCGAUAAUAUCCCAACUUCAAGGCUAUAAUGCCCUAUUGCUGCCACAUGGUACCUUUUUGCACAAAAGGGGCGAUUAUUAUGUAUAUUGUCAGGGUCACUGUUCAUUUUUAUGCCCCCUUUCAAAGAAAAGGGGGUAUAUAGUUUUCGCACUGUCCGUCAGUCUGUCUGUCAGUCUGUCACACUUUUCGUGUCCGCUCUCUUAUUCAAAUAGUUUUCAUCCGAUCUUUACCAAACUUGGUCAGAAGUUGUAUCUAGACAAUAUCUAGCUAGGUCAAGUUCGAAUAUGGGUCAUGCCGGGUCAAAAACUAGGUCACAGGGUCACUUUGUGCAUUUCAAGGAUUUAGCAUGGUGUCCGCUCUCUAAUUGAAGUAGUUUUCAUCUGAUCUUUACCAAACUUGGUCAGAAGUUGUAUGAAGACAAUAUCUAGGUCAAGUUUGAAUAUGGGUCAUGUAGGGUCAAAAACUAGGUCACAGGGUCACUUAGUGCAUUUCAAGGAUUUAGCAUGGUGUGCGCUUCUAGUUUCUGUGGCUUUCUGGUUUAUUUUGAUAUUCUAAGACAUUUUUAUGCCCCCGAAGGAGGGCAUAUAGUGAUCUGACUGUCCGUCACACUUUGCUUUGAUUUAGAAAAAUACUCAUAACUUCUAUGUCGCUUCAGAUAGCAAUUUCAUAUUUGGCAUGCAUGUGUAUAUGGACAAGGCCUUUCCAUACGCACACAAAUUUUGACCCCUGUGACCUUGACCUUGAACUUAGGGUAUGCACUUAGGUUUCCAAAUCUGCGUUUAGGUUUCGAAAAAAUCUCAUAACAUCUACCAAGCGUUUAUAUAAGGCAUGUGUCAUCCUAUGGUGACAGCUCUUGUUGAAUAUAUUCUGUAUCUUCAUUUUCAAAUUGUAAAAAAUAAUUGUAGUGUCAGAAAACUUUGACUCAUUACAGAAUAUAAUAUGAAUGUGCUCAUGCUACAUUGCAAUUCUAUGUUGACCAUGCAUGGUAUUGCAUGAUAUUAUGACUUUUGUCUAGAGUCUGAGUGUAUCUUUAGUGAUACUAUUUAAUAAAUAAAGUGUGAUAUUUGUUUGCAUCAUUGAACAAGAAAUUAUGUGUGAUGAAAAUAGAAAUAUUUGUGAUUAGUAUAUUACUGUGGACCACAUGAGACAAGUCAUUUAUAUGCAUGUUUAUGGUUGUUGUUUUUUUUGGCAGCUAGUUUAUUAUCCCAAACCGAAGGCGAAGAAAUACAGAAUUGGCGUUGUCGGUCCGUUAGACCGUCUGUCACAAAACUUUUCAGGGCUAUAACUCAGAAACUGUAUAAGAUAUCAAUGUUAAACUUCAUGGUUACUAGUAUAAUAUCAAUUAGGAAAAGUGCCAUGCACAAGAACCAUAACCCUCCACUCUCUUAAAUAAUAGUUAUUGCACUUUAUUUUUUGUAUGAUGUAACUUUUCAGGGCUAUAUAUCAAAUACUAUACAAGACUUCAACUUGAAACUUCAUGGGUGUAUUGAUACCAAUGAGGAGAAGUGCCAUGCGUCAGAACCAUAACCCUUCACUUUUUUAUAUAGGAGUUAUUGCCCUUUGUUGUUUUUAUAUGAUGUAACUUUUCAGGGCUAUUACCCAGAUAUAAUACAGGAUUUUAACAUGAAACUGUAAAAAUCAAUGGGAAGAACUUCCAUGCACAAGAAUCAUAACCUUACACUUUCUUUAAUAAGAAAUAUUGCCAUUUGUUGUUUUUGUUCCCUACUGGUUUCACCGUAGGGGACUUAUGGUUUGAGCUCUGUCUGUCUGUCAGUCUGGCAGUCAGUCACACUUUUCUGGAUCCUGUGAUAACUUUAAAAGUUCUUAAUAUAUUUUCAUGUAACUUUAAACAUGGAUAGAUGGCAAUAUGGAGAUUAUUCACGUCAUUUCAUUUUGUUCCUACGUCAAGAAUUCUGGUUGCUAUGGCAACAAAAAGACUAGAAAUACUGCUGAAAUUGUGGUUUUCUGGAUCCUGCGAUAACUAUAAGUUCUUCAUAUUUUUUCAUGAAACUUGAAACAUGGAUAGAUGGCAAUAUGGACAUUAUGCACAUCAUUUCAUUUUGUUCCUACGUCAAAAAUUCUGGUUGCUAUGGCAACAGAUAUGAAUAAAAAAAAUGACAAUGGUGGAAUUUCUGACAAUGGUGGAGCCGGUAGGGGACAUAUAUUGCUUGGCAAUGGUCUUGUUGUAUGAUGUAACUUUUCAGGGCUAUAUCUCAGAUAAGCCACAAGAUUUCAAAAUGAAAUUUCAUGUGUGUAUAUAUAUCAAUGAGGAGAAUUAAUGCAAUACAUAUACAGAAUACCCUACCCUUAAUUAUUUUUUUAGGAUUAUACCAUAUAUCAAGAAAUGUGCACACAUCCAUUAACAAAAUUUGGUGGGCGGGGAGAUCAAUUCAACUGCUUUGCUUUUUGGUAUAUUAUUAUUGAUUUCUUCUCAUGUGUUGUUAUUAAUAUUGUAAUUUUAAGAUCCUAACUGUUAGGUGAUAAUGGGACGCAGGCCCUCUGUUUUGAGCCAAAUUGUGUGUAUAGGCAUUUUUGGGCAAAUAUUUUUUUAUGCAUUUGAAAAAUACCGGCAUUAUAUGUUCGUUUUUACAAACUGCGUUCAAGACAAAAAGUUUCAAAAUGUGCUGAAAAUAAAAACUUAUUUUCCGCAUUUGAAAUGAUUAUUGUCAAGUACUUUCAGUAUGUAUAUGUUCAUGAUUAAUAAAGUAGCAUUCGUUUGAACUCAUAUUAUAUAGCUCUAUGUAUUAAAUCAAGAAUGUUGGAUUGAAGAUGAUUGUAAUAAUGAAGUAGAUAGUAUUAUAUUCUAGCAUAUUACAGUUGUAUAAUAUUAUAUUUUAACAUAUUAUAUAAUUCUGUGUAUUUCAUUGCUUGGUAAAACAUAAAUGUUAUGAUAUACAUUAACAUAAUUAUACUUGUGUAAUUGUAAAAAAAAUUUGCAUUGAACAUAAAUGCAUCAGUCUUAAAUAAAGCUUUCAGGCUAGAUAAAAAAAACAAUAACACAUUAUUUAAAAUUAGUUUGUUUUUAUGCAUUCAUUCUGUUGGGCUUUUCCUGUUGAACCUAACUUUGCAAGUAUUGAAUGGAUUCAAAUGAAACUUCAUAUACUAGUAGAGGGCAAGUAGAAAAGUGCAAAACUGCAGAGUACAGGAACCACAACUCUCUCAUUAUCAUAGGAUUUACAUGGUUGUUUCCCUUUUGUGAUGGUUUUUUGCAGAGCAUAACUACUUUAUAUUGUGAUAGUUAUGCGUGAUAAACGCAUAACUUUUAGUAUAUUAUUGAUUGUAAUGAAAAUUAAUUUAUCAAUUAAGUAUGGGGGAAUUUAUGUUCCUCAAUGGAACAAAAAAUCUUAUUUGUUUUCCACAACUUUGAAGGUCAAGAACACUCUUUGGGAUCAAGAUGAUACCCCAGGGCCCUUGUAACUUGCAGUGACAGCUUUGAUUUCUGUCUAGCUAGUCUUGUGUUCAUGUUUUACAGCAGAUUUCUUGUGUUCAGUUUUUACAUGUACAGCAUGUUUCUACUGUUAAGUUGAUGUUUUUUGAAGUUGUUUGCAUACUUGUUAUUUUUGGAAAUAAAGAUUAACUGUA
This is a messenger RNA of Dreissena polymorpha, 7978 nucleotides long. RefSeq lists its product as uncharacterized. Gene Ontology annotation, biological process: positive regulation of double-strand break repair. The coding region runs from base 1 to 3552 and encodes 1183 amino acids. Gene Ontology annotation, molecular function: protein binding. The transcript is spliced from 20 exons. NCBI's taxonomy places the organism in Eukaryota, Metazoa, Mollusca, Bivalvia, Myida, Dreissenidae. The record is from RefSeq and is a predicted model, not a curated record.